GAUAACUGUAGUGAAGUCUCCAAAGCAAAAGAUCUUCAUGAGACUCUCUAUGUCUUAAAUACCUCAUCUCUCUCUCUCUCUCUCCAGAGAAAACUCAGCAACUACCACUUUCAGAGAUAACAAUUUACUGUCUUAAAAUGAAGAAGAGAGACUAAUUCUAUGGUAGCGUUUGCGUUCUCUUAAUUAAUCCAAUCUUCCACAUCAUUUACUCUCAAUCUCUCCUAGCAAAGAAAACAUUCCGACUCUUUCUUGGAUCUCUUUGGGGUAUGUUGUGUGUGUGAUGUGGAUUAUCACUUGGGAAGGAAAUGGCAGGAUUCUUCUAUCUAGGAGGGAGAGACAACAUCAACAACAAGCAAGAUCAUCAUCAUCAUGUAGACAAAGACCAUCAUCAACAAGACAAGAGCAAUUAUCUUUAUCUUUACAAAGACGAGAUCUAUAACACCAACAAGGGUUUCGAGAUUUGGCCUCCACAAUACUUCCAACAACAACAACAACAACAACAACAACAGAAUCAUGUCACAGCUUCUACAAACUUAUACUCCUUUGGAAUGGUCCCAAGCAGCAGCAACAACAACAACAAUAACCGGAGCCGGAGCUUAUACUUCAACGUCGUCUCCGAUCAUGAGCCCGGAGGAUUCUCGGUGACAAGGCAAGGAGGUACGAAUUGUCAAGAUUGUGGGAAUCAAGCUAAGAAAGAUUGUCCUCAUUUGAGAUGUAGAACUUGUUGUAAAAGCCGAGGCUUUCACUGUCAGACUCACGUUAAGAGCACUUGGGUUCCUGCUGCUAAACGCCGUGAGCGUUUAGCUCAACUCGCUUCCUUGCAGCACCAUUCAGCCACCAGCCGAGAAACGCAAAACGCAAAAGCAAAACGCCUACGAGAAGCAAAUGGUGGUGAUAAUGAUGAUAAAGACCGUAGUGGUGGUAGUGGAUCGGCUCUUGCUACCCGUUUGGUGAAUGCUAAUUCCAAUUCAGGGUUUGAGGAGAGUCAAAACUUACCACCGGAAGUCAGUUCACCGGCGGUUUUCCGAUGCGUUCGAGUGAGCUCUAUGGAGAAUGAUGAAGAUGAACAAGAAUAUGCUUAUCAAACGGCUGUGAACAUAGGAGGACAUGUCUUCAAAGGCAUUCUUUAUGACCAAGGUCUAGAUCAAGAUCACCAUCACCAACUUGACCUCCUUGCCUCCACUGCCACAACCACCAAUGCCGAAGAGAUAGCUGCUAAAACGGCGGUCACUGUCGCGGCAAACACUAACAAUGGAUUAAUGAUCGAUCCUUCGUCGCUUUAUCCUUCUCAGCUGAACUCCUUCAUCGCUGGUACGCCAUUCUUCACACCUCCGAGGUCUUGAGAUUAGAUUCAGACUACUGAAUAUUACUUCAUCUUUACAACGUUAUAGUGAUAAGAUGUCUUUCUUUGUUGUUGUACUCAACUUUAUCUUUUUGAAAUUUCGUGCAAUUUGAUCAAACUCCCUUAGUUAUAGGUUGCUACUUAUAAAGGUGAUGAUUAAGAUGCACAUCGUACGCGUGAUCCGUAUUUUAUAAUAACAUCAAUGAGAUUUGUACUA
Molecule: messenger RNA, 1559 nt
Organism: Brassica oleracea var. oleracea
Lineage: Eukaryota; Viridiplantae; Streptophyta; Magnoliopsida; Brassicales; Brassicaceae
Product: protein SHI RELATED SEQUENCE 5-like
Exons: 2
Coding region: 306-1343 (345 amino acids)
Biological process (GO): positive regulation of DNA-templated transcription
Cellular component (GO): nucleus
Molecular function (GO): DNA binding; DNA-binding transcription factor activity
Source: RefSeq, a predicted model, not a curated record